This is a messenger RNA of Gopherus evgoodei (Goodes thornscrub tortoise), 3597 nucleotides long. RefSeq names its product AE binding protein 2 (gene AEBP2). NCBI's taxonomy places the organism in Eukaryota, Metazoa, Chordata, Testudines, Testudinidae. Gene Ontology annotation, biological process: regulation of transcription by RNA polymerase II. Gene Ontology annotation, cellular component: ESC/E(Z) complex. The record is from RefSeq and is a predicted model, not a curated record.
GGACGCAGAGCGCAGCAGCUCGGCGGCGCGGCGGCGUCUCAGCGACAUGGCGGAGCCGGAGGGGCUGUUUCCCGGCGAGGCGGCGGCGGUAGCGGCCGAGGAGGAGGAAGAGGCCGGGGCGGCGGCGGCGGCGGAGUCCGAGGCGCUGCUGCUGCUGAGCGGCGAGGCCGAGAGCAUGUCGGAGCCGAGCCCGGAGAGCGCCAGCCAGGCCGGGGACGGGGACGAGGAGGAGGAAGAGGAGGGCGGCGAGGAGAGCAGCCUGGUGGGGAGCAGCAGCACCAGCAGCGGCUGCUGCAGCGACGAGACCCGCUCGCUCAGCCCCGGCGGCAGCAGCGAGGCCGACGCUAAGGAGGAGCCCAAGGGCCCCGGGGCAGCCGAGGACGGGCUGGGCCGCGGCGGCGGCGGCAGCAGCAGCAGCAGCGUGUCCAGCGGCGGAGACGAAGGCUACGGCACCGGCGGAGGGGGCGGCAGCAGCGCAGCAGCAGCUGCUAGCGCCACGUCGGGGGGCCGGCGGGGCAGCCUGGAAAUGUCCUCGGACGGGGAGCCCCUGAGCCGGAUGGACUCGGAGGACAGCAUAAGCAGCACUAUAAUGGACGUAGACAGCACAAUUUCCAGUGGGCGUUCGACUCCAGUUAUGAUGAAUGGCCAAGGAGUUACAGCUUCAUCAACAAAAAGUAUUGCUUAUAACUGUUGUUGGGACCAGUGUCAUGCUUGCUUCAACUCCAGUCCGGAUCUGGCAGAUCACAUUCGCUCCAUACAUGUAGAUGGUCAGCGAGGAGGGGUAUUUGUUUGCUUGUGGAAAGGUUGCAAAGUAUAUAAUACACCUUCAACAAGUCAAAGUUGGUUACAGAGGCAUAUGCUGACGCACAGUGGGGACAAACCUUUCAAGUGUGUGGUUGGUGGGUGCAAUGCCAGUUUUGCAUCUCAGGGAGGGCUGGCUCGUCAUGUGCCCACGCACUUCAGCCAACAGAACUCUUCAAAAGUUGCCAGCCAGCCAAAGGCCAAAGAGGAAUCUCCUUCUAAAGCUGGAAUGAACAAAAGAAGGAAGUUAAAGAACAAGAGACGACGCUCAUUACCAAGACCACAUGACUUCUUUGAUGCACAAACACUGGAUGCCAUACGACAUCGAGCCAUCUGCUUCAACCUCUCAGCUCAUAUAGAAAGUUUAGGAAAAGGCCAUAGUGUUGUAUUUCAUAGUACUGUAAUAGCUAAAAGAAAAGAGGAGUCUGGAAAAAUAAAACUCUUGCUUCACUGGACACCAGAAGACAUUCUGCCUGAUGUGUGGGUAAAUGAAAGUGAACGACAUCAAUUAAAAACUAAAGUAGUUCAUUUAUCAAAACUACCAAAAGAUACUGCCUUGCUUCUGGACCCAAACAUAUACAGAACAAUGCCACAGAAGAGGUUGAAGAGGUAAAAACAAAGCAGUUGGGGACACCUGCAGUCUUAGUCACUGACAAUGGAAUUAGAAAUAAAGUUGCACAUUAGUCAAGGCCCCCCAACCCACCCUCAUCCUUUUUUUCAAAUCCUUAGAUAAUAUUUAUGCUUAGUGUAAACAUUCUGUGAAUGAAGUAGAUGCUUCUGUGGAAUAUAUUAAUAUAUUACUGUAUAUCCACAUUGUCAUGGAAUGGUACAGUGGGAGACUGAGCAAACACUCUUCUGGCAACUUAGUGGAACAACUAAAAGGCUUUGCAUGCUUGCUUCUUUAAGCUGCUUUUCUUUUGUUAGUGUAUACUGUAGUUUGAAAAGAGGAAGUAACUAACCAUCACAACUUACAUAGUUCCCAGGAGAAUUCUUAACAAACUGCUAAGAGUUUAACACUCACCAGACAAUGAACAAACUACCCAGCUUUAUCCUAUUACCUUCUGAGUAUGGUGGAUAGUGAUCAAUCAUCAUUUAUACACUUGUGCAUCCUUUCACAAAAACUAAGAGACAUUAAAUGAUGUUUAAAUAAAUGUUAAUGGAAUGCUUGUUUUUCCCAAUCAACUAUAAAUUCAUAUAUCCAAGUAAGACUGAAAGGUGUUGUUAAGAGUGUUGCAGUAUGUCUGACCCUUUUUCAGGACUAGUACUGUAUGUUAAUGAGGUCUGCUUUUAUGUAAUCUUUAUUAUUGAACAGUUUUUAAAAAACCUCUACUUAAGUUAGCAAAAUUGGUGUUUGAUUUUAAUUUUUUGAACUUUUAAGAUUCUGUCACUUGUACAGUAUGUUUGGGUUUUUUUAUUUGGCCUAAUCUUUUCUAGAUGUAAAGAAAGAUAUUUUUUUAGAACAUCUAGAAAUUCAACCUUUAUGCACCAAAGUUGGCUCUGAAAAGGAAAAUAAAAUCACUUUCUUGCUUAAUAAGCAAGAAAUCAUGGAUUUUUUUAACUUGCAGAAAUAGAAAUGUGUGUAACUUGUUAGUCUUGUAUGGAGACAAAAAUGUUGCAUAUAGAUAAUAGGACAUUGCUUGUAAAUAAUUCAGCAGAUUUGUAAUAUAUUUUUAUAUUAUGAAAUGUACUGUAGAUGUUUUUCUAGAGGCAUGAAAGUUAAAAUGUAUAUAUUAUGUUAGAAAAUAUGGAAGGAUAUUGUAAUUCACUAGCGCUGCCAGAAGAAAUGUUUAAAAAAGCACCUUCCUAACAACAAAAAAAGUCAUUUGCAUACCUAAGGGACUGUAUACUACUGUUAAUAUCUGUUGUAAGAACAAAAAUACAUUGAACAUCCUUCCCAGAAAUCUUUGAGGGAGGAACAGAACCCAUAAUGGCACUGCUUUCUGAUAGUAAACGUGAAAUCGGUCAUUUCCUUGCUGUUGGAAGGAACUAAUGUAAAAUAUAUGUGGAUAUAUGCAGUCAAACUGCAGAAUUAGUCUUCCUUAUUGGGGAGGAAUUUUCACGUUACUACAGUGAAACGAAAAACCAGCAGUUUUUACACUAAAAUUUUAUUAAAUAGAAUAAAACUAGAAUUAACCCUUUGGCUGCAGGGUUAAGUGUUUCCUAAUAUAAUACGAAUGCAUUCUGCAUUGGUACUGACACAAGACUUGCUUGGCUCCAACGGGUUAAAUAUGUUACUUAUAUACAUGAAAAAUCUUAUCAAACAAAAUGAAGUGCAGAUUAAAAGCACCACUAAUAUAAGAAGAUGUUCUGGACUGGUUGUUUAAUAAAUAAGGGUAUUAUUCAUAAGAUUUGUAGCAACCUGACUUUAUUUUUUAAAAAAAUACAGUGUUUUGUUUAAUUUUUUUGCUUGAGCACUUCAUCUACUGCUUAUUCUGUACCUAUAAAGUAAUCCACAAUCUCUUUGGUUCUUUUUUAAAAUUUGUUAUAAAAUUGCCAAAUAGAAGUGUUUCAGAUAUAGUUUGUAUUUGUAUUUUUUUAAUUUUAUUGCUUCAUGAGUUCCUUGUAAGUCAUCUAUAAUGGACAGAUGAUUGUAGACCUUGCCUGAGUAUUUUUUCUAAUAAAACAAAGCAAAUAACCACGUUAGCUUCCAAAUUGUAACUAUUCAAUGAAGUUUUAAAAGAGCUGAAGAUAUAAAUUAAUUAUCUUUUUAGUUCCUCUGUAAAUGAUGGAAUGCACACUUAAUCAAGAGUUGUUGGAUAUAAAUCCUGUACUGUACCUGUAAACCAUUAAUAAUCA